Messenger RNA from Sinocyclocheilus grahami, 1455 nucleotides. Its product is annotated as galactokinase. Gene Ontology annotation, biological process: galactose metabolic process; carbohydrate phosphorylation. The coding region runs from base 204 to 1388 and encodes 394 amino acids. Lineage: Eukaryota; Metazoa; Chordata; Actinopteri; Cypriniformes; Cyprinidae. Gene Ontology annotation, cellular component: cytosol; cytoplasm. The transcript is spliced from 8 exons. Gene Ontology annotation, molecular function: galactokinase activity; ATP binding. The record is from RefSeq and is a predicted model, not a curated record.
GUAGGAAGUAUCUGAGCCUGAACUGCUGGUUUCUGUUCCUUUACAUAAACUCUAUGGAUUAAAGCAAUUUUAUUCAACUUUUUUGUUUAUUGACCGCUAUAAAUGAGUUGCUCGGUGAUUUAAGCUGCAUGUCUGCAACUACUGGAAAUCUGUCGAACACUUAGAAUUACUUUUUUGUGAAGUAACUGCAAUAUUGCGACACAAUGGCCAACAUUUGUCCAAUUAAAAAUGUUGCAGAUUUAGUUUCUGAAGCUCGUCGUGUGUACCGGGACACGUUUGACGGGGACCAUGCAAAUGUUGCAGUUUGUGCUCCGGGCCGUGUGAAUUUAAUCGGAGAACACACAGAUUAUAAUGAAGGAUUUGUCCUCCCAAUGGCCUUGCCGAUGGUGACAGUUAUAGUGGGCAGCAAAAUUUCUGGCCAGAAGUGCUGUGUUGUAACUCUGACUGAAGCUGCCGAUGAGCCCAGGGUGGUGGACUUUGAUCUCCCAAAUGAACUGACCCCACUUUUAAGAGGGCAGCCAAACUGGGCCAAUUAUGUAAAGGGAGUUGUACAGCACUACAGAGCACGUCCCAUCCCUGGCUUCAGAGCUGUAAUAGCCAGUAGUGUGCCACUAGGAGGCGGACUCUCCAGCUCUGCUUCACUGGAAGUGGCUGUGUACACCUUCUUGCAGCAGUUGUGUCCAGAUGAUGGGGAUCAGGUAGCGAAGGCAGUGGCCUGUCAGCAGGCUGAACACACUCAUGCUGCUGUGCCCUGUGGCAUCAUGGACCAGUUUGUGUCCGUUUUGGGUAAAGAGGGCCAUGCUUUGCUCAUUGACUGCAGGUCUUUGGAGGCCACCGCUGUCCCUUUGGCUGACCCUGGACUUGUAAUCCUGAUCACAAAUUCCAACGUUAGACAUUCUCUCACAGGAAGCGAGUAUCCCACCAGACGAAAACAAUGUGAGGAGGCAGCAGCCGUUUUGAGCAAGAAAAGUCUAAGAGAGGCUACUUUACAAGAUUUAGAGGCUGCCAAGGAUCGAUUGGAUGGUGUGACAUACCGUCGCGCACGUCAUGUGAUCGAGGAGAUUGAACGCACAGCGCAAGCUGCCGAGGCACUGAAGAGAGGGGAUUACAAGGAGUUUGGGAGGCUGAUGGUGGAGAGCCACAAUUCUCUUAGGGAUAAUUACGAGGUCAGCUGUCCAGAAUUGGAUGAGCUGGUGGCGGCAGCACUGGAGGUGGAUGGAGUGUUCGGGAGUCGGAUGACAGGGGGAGGGUUCGGUGGAUGCACGGUUACUUUGCUUCAGGCUCAUGCCAUGGAGAGAGCAGUCAAACACAUACAGGAGAAAUAUCAUGGAUCUCCAACUUUCUUCAUAACUACCCCAUCAGAAGGAGCUCAUGCUCUCAGUCUAUGAUUUUAAACCAGUGCUAAACCAGUGAUUUUUCUUUCAAAUAAUUUGAAAUUUACUGUGAUCUACAUUU